Messenger RNA from Hemibagrus wyckioides, 3098 nucleotides. RefSeq names its product rhomboid, veinlet-like 1 (Drosophila) (gene rhbdl1). The transcript is spliced from 8 exons. Gene Ontology annotation, cellular component: membrane. Gene Ontology annotation, molecular function: serine-type endopeptidase activity. Bases 427 to 1545 code for a protein of 372 amino acids. The record is from RefSeq and is a predicted model, not a curated record. NCBI's taxonomy places the organism in Eukaryota, Metazoa, Chordata, Actinopteri, Siluriformes, Bagridae.
GUGACAGAGAGAGAUUUACAUAUAGGUAGAAGGAGGUGCGUACAGCAAGGCGAGGGGGAAAGGAAGAGGGAAAAGGAGAAGGAAGGAGAAAGAGAGAGAGAGAGAGAGGUAGAGCGAGGGCUGCAUUCUGCCAAGAGGAAGCCGAAGGAGGCAAGUGCAUCUGCAGAGGCAGACAGAGAGACAGAUCUGUCCUGGAUUUCCCCCCCUUUUUGCCCCCCCUAGAUAAGGACGCAGCCCUUUCCACCUCCCUGAACGGAGGGGACCCUCGGAAUCGUACUCUAAAGCCUCCGCAGCCUCCCCGUGUUGGAGAAGAGAGAGAAGGGGCGUGUGAAGGGGGUGUGUGGCGCCCCGGUGGGUGCAGGCGUGUGAGCAUGUGCGUGUGAGCGUGUAUCUCGUUGCGGCGGUUGGUGAAGCAGGGCCCGGUAUAUGGAUAGGAGCUCACUGUUUCAGCUCAUUCAGGAGCAGCUGGACCCCGAGCAGACUGGUUUCAUUGCGGUGGAGAACUUCACCAGUCUGGCGGAGCAGCAUGAGCUGCAGCUGGACCCCAACAAGCUGGACAUGCUGCUGGCCCUCGUUCAGAGUGAUCAGCAAGGCCAUGUCUGCUACCAGGAGCUUAUUGAGCUGCUAAGCAGUAAGCGUUCCAGUAGUUUCCGGCGUGCCAUUGCUAAUGGGCGGCGCACUCUGCAACGCGAGAUCCUAUUGGACGAGACGGGCCUGGGCGUGUACAAGCGCUUUGUGCGCUAUGUGGCGUACGAGAUCCUGCCAUGUGAGACGGACAGACGCUGGUACUUUCAUCAGAACAGACUCUGUCCCCCGCCUGUCUUCAUGGCCAUCGUUACCAUAGUGCAGAUUGUGGUGUUUAUGUGUUAUGGGGUGAGGCUCAACAAGUGGGUUCUGCAGACGUAUCAGCCAGACUUCAUGAAGAGCCCGCUGGUGUAUCAUCCAGGACACCGAGCCCAAGUCUGGAGAUUUUUCAGCUACAUGUUUAUGCAUGUUGGGUUGGAGCAGCUGGGCUUCAAUGCACUUCUCCAGUUGAUGAUCGGCGUUCCUCUGGAGAUGGUGCAUGGAAUUCUGAGAAUCAGCCUUCUCUAUAUGGCAGGAGUGGUAGCAGGUUCCCUCACCGUCUCCAUCACUGAUAUGCGUGCUCCGGUGGUCGGUGGCUCUGGAGGAGUCUACGCACUGUGCUCUGCCCAUCUCGCCAACGUCGUCAUGAACUGGGCCGGAAUGAAGUGUCCGUAUAAGUUACUGCGGAUGAUCCUGGCGCUGGUUUGCAUGAGCUCAGAGGUGGGCCGAGCCGUGUGGCUACGCUUCUCGCCGCCAUUGCCCUCGUCAGGGCCACAGCCGAGUUUCAUGGCCCACUUGUCGGGUGCCGUGGUGGGAAUCAGCAUGGGCCUGCUUAUCCUGCGCAGCUACGAGGAAUCGCUGCACAAGCAGUGCUCAUGGUGGGUCCUCGUCUUCUCCUUCGUCACCUUCCUACUCUUCGCCAUCUUCUGGAACAUCUUCGCCUACGAGCUGUUAGGAGUCCAGAUUCCUUCUCCGCCCUGAUGACACGCCCCACCCCGUGACUGUUUCCUCACUCUGGCUGCGGAUAGCCACACAACCUUCAGAAACUGGAUUUCUUGAUGGCCUCACUCCCCAUUUUCUUACAUCUCCGCCCCCUUUCGACCAAUAAUAACGGACAGAUGGUCCAAACCGGAAGAUUGGAAAUUCUUACAGUGAUUUUCUUUCAGGAUUUUUUCUUAACAUCUUACUACUUAGACUCUUUAUUUACAGAUUCCCACUUGACCACUUCUAAAGCCAGGAGGGAAAGAUAUGAAUGAACUUAAUCACUUCGGUUUAUUUUUGCUUGAUUUUCAUCACCAAGCAUCUAAAUCCGCCAAUCUGUCUUUUGUUUCAGGUAUGACAUUUUUGUCUAUGGUUUCUGAUUUUAUGAUUUCGAAAUGGUUUUUUAUUGCUGUUACACUGUCUGUUGAUCAGUGUCUUUGGGAAGCUGAAUGGAAUACAGUUUCAAAAGGUUUCUGAUCCUACCCACACACUCACACACACACACACACACUCCAUCUAAUGCCCAGCCAUUCUUGUGCAGCUCUUGCCCUUUAACAUCCUUCACACUUCAUGAGGUCAGAAGGUGGAAAGUCCAUGAUGUUAGCCUUUGUGAGUCACCUGGUAACUGUUGCCUUGGUGACCGUCAGCCAAUUGCUAUGGUAGCCAUUAAUCAAGGUGUCUUCUCAUUGUGGAAACAAUGGUCAAGGCAACCGAUGGCAAGUAUUUCGUAAAAUUCAGAGGAAUUGUUAAGAACCUGUGACUGACACAGUAGGUAAAAAAAAAGACCCCUAAAUUUAUAAAUUCUCAUACAAGCCAGCUAAAAAUGUGAGAACGUUUUGAUGACAAAAAUAUUCUGCCUUCAAGAACACUGAGGUGAAGUCCCAGACGCUAGAAUUUCCUAGUAACCAUCACUGAAGUAACACAAAACCACUAUUAAAGUAGACAUACUUAGUUCACAAAAAUACCUCAAGGCCAAAAGAAGGUCCUUAAAAUAAUUUGCAGCCAUUACAGCUAGCUAACCGUCUGCUAGCUCAUGUUUGACUAGCGAGAAAGAACUCUAGCAACACGAAUCAACACCCUCAGCCAGAGCCUGAACACAGCGUCUGUAAACAUUUAGCAAACUUUACACUAUAUUUUAUGACACAGUCGUUCCAGUUUUACAUUUUACACUCACUGUUUGCAGUCUACAUGCACUCACAAACCAUACACAACUGUAUGUGUUACCACUGAGAAAAACUUUGUAACAAGCUAGAAUGGAUUCUCUGUUCUUGCGUUCGGGAUUUUUUUUUGUUUUAUUUUUUCUAUGGCUGACAUUACAGUAAGAAUGCUAGCGUUUGGGACAGACCCUACAUGGGCAUUUUUCACUCUAAGGUUGCCAGAUAUCAGGAAAUCUCAUCCAUGUGAGGAUUUCUGAAGGCCUUACUCUACAAAGUACUCAAUUCUGCAGUGCCAAGUUACCAUUCGCUAAGCUGCUAAUGUCAAAUUGUAUAUUCAACAAUAUUGAAUAUCUUUAUUUUUGUUUACGUUCCUAACUUUGCUGUGGGGGAGGGAGU